CUGCCGCUGACAGCAGAAGCCCGUAAGGAUUGUUCUGUGGACAGGCUGCGUUACGAUUGCAUUAUCGCGUUGUCUUGAUUUAAUAAGUUCAUUUACUAAGAACAAACUGUACCCUAAAACAUCAGAGAGCGCUAUAUUGUGUUAAAAUGUAUGAAACUGAAGAUGAUCAGUAUGAAGAUGAAGAUGUUGAAGAAAUAUCCUCUGAGCUAUGGCAAGAAGCUUGUUGGAUUGUCAUCAAUGCUUAUUUUGAUGAGAAAGGCUUAGUGCGGCAGCAGUUAGAUAGUUUUGAUGAAUUCAUCCAAAUGUCUGUUCAACGUAUUGUUGAGGAUUCACCACCCAUAGAAUUACAAGCAGAAGCUCAACAUUCUUCUGGAGAAAUUGAGAACCCACCAAAAUAUCAUCUGAAAUUUGAUCAGAUCUAUCUCUCGAAACCCACGCACUGGGAAAAGGAUGGUGCUCCAUCACCAAUGAUGCCUAAUGAAGCACGUCUCAGAAAUCUGACUUAUUCUGCACCCUUGUAUGUUGACAUUACUAAGACUAUUGUUAAAGAAAAUGAAGAUCCAAUCGAAACUCAACAUCAGAAAACAUUUAUUGGUAAAAUACCAAUUAUGUUGAGAUCUACAUAUUGCUUACUUAGCAAUCUCACUGACAGAGACUUGACAGAGUUGAAUGAAUGCCCAUUAGAUCCUGGUGGCUAUUUUAUCAUCAAUGGUUCUGAAAAAGUACUUAUUGCACAAGAAAAAAUGGCAACAAAUACAGUGUAUGUAUUUAGUAUGAAGGAUGGAAAGUAUGCCUAUAAAACUGAGAUUCGAUCAUGUCUGGAACAUAGUUCAAGACCUACUUCCACAUUGUGGGUGAACAUGAUGGCCCGUGGUGGCCAGAGUAUCAAGAAAUCUGCAAUUGGACAAAGAAUUGUUGCAAUUGUGCCAUACAUUAAACAGGAAAUUCCUAUAAUGAUUGUAUUUAGAGCUCUUGGAUUUGUAGCAGACAGAGAUAUAUUGGAGCACAUAAUUUAUGAUUUUGAUGAUCCUGAAAUGAUGGAAAUGGUAAAGCCAUCUCUAGAUGAAGCGUUCGUAAUCCAGGAGCAAAAUGUUGCUCUGAAUUUCAUUGGAGCUAGAGGUGCUAGACCUGGAGUCACGAAAGAAAGGCGUAUCAAGUAUGCAAGAGAAAUAUUACAAAAAGAAAUGUUGCCUCAUGUUGGUGUCUCCGAUUUCUGUGAAACAAAAAAAGCCUACUUCUUGGGCUAUAUGGUACAUAGGUUACUGCUAGCAGCAUUGGGUCGUCGUGAAUUAGAUGACAGAGAUCAUUAUGGCAACAAAAGAUUGGACUUAGCUGGACCUCUGCUAGCUUUUCUAUUCAGAGGUCUGUUUAAAAAUUUACUUAAAGAGGUGAGAAUGUAUGCACAGAAAUUUAUUGACAAAGGUAAAGAUUUCAAUCUGGAGCUGGCCAUAAAAACCAAAAUUAUUACUGAUGGAUUAAGAUAUUCUUUGGCUACUGGUAAUUGGGGUGAUCAGAAAAAGGCUCACCAGGCUAGAGCUGGUGUUUCCCAAGUAUUAAAUCGUUUAACAUUUGCAUCAACCCUUUCUCAUUUGCGUCGUGUGAACUCGCCAAUUGGUCGAGAUGGUAAGCUUGCCAAACCACGUCAGCUUCAUAACACGCUCUGGGGAAUGAUAUGCCCCGCUGAAACUCCUGAAGGUGCUGCUGUAGGUCUGGUGAAGAAUUUAGCUUUAAUGGCUUAUAUAUCUGUGGGAAGUCAACCAUCACCAAUUCUAGAGUUUUUGGAAGAAUGGUCUAUGGAAAAUUUAGAAGAGAUAGCACCAUCUGCUAUUGCUGAUGCUACUAAAAUAUUUGUAAAUGGUUGUUGGGUAGGUAUUCACAGAGACCCAGAGCAAUUAAUGGCGACAUUGAGAAAACUUCGUCGUCAGAUGGAUAUUAUUGUAUCAGAGGUCAGCAUGAUUCGUGAUAUACGUGACCGGGAAAUUAGAAUAUAUACUGAUGCGGGGAGAAUUUGCCGUCCUCUUCUUAUUGUUGAAAAUGGAGCAUUAUUGCUGAAGAAAAAACAUAUUGACCAACUUAAGGAAAGGGAUUAUAAUAACUAUGGAUGGCAAAACUUAGUGGCCAGUGGGGUAGUAGAGUAUAUUGAUACAUUAGAAGAAGAAACUGUUAUGAUUGCUAUGAGUCCUGAUGAUCUUGCACAAGUUAAAGAGUAUGCUUAUUGUACAACAUACACACACUGUGAAAUUCAUCCAGCUAUGAUACUGGGAGUUUGUGCAUCUAUUAUUCCAUUCCCUGAUCAUAAUCAGAGUCCCAGGAACACCUACCAAAGUGCUAUGGGUAAACAAGCCAUGGGUGUUUAUAUCACCAAUUUCCAUGUCAGAAUGGACACCUUAGCUCAUGUGUUGUACUAUCCACAUAAACCAUUAGUUACUACCAGAUCUAUGGAAUAUCUUCGGUUCAGAGAAUUGCCAGCUGGCAUUAAUUCAAUUGUUGCAAUUUUAUGUUACACUGGGUACAAUCAAGAAGAUAGUGUUAUUUUAAAUGCAUCUGCAGUAGAAAGGGGUUUCUUUAGAUCUGUGUUUUACCGAUCAUACAAAGAUUCAGAAUCUAAAAGGAUUGGUGACCAGGAAGAACAAUUUGAAAAACCUACAAGGCAAACAUGUCAGGGUAUGAGAAAUGCCCUAUAUGAUAAGUUAGAUGAUGAUGGUAUUAUAGCACCCGGUAUAAGAGUAUCAGGGGAUGAUGUUGUGAUUGGUAAAACAAUAACAUUGCCAGAAAAUGAUGAUGAACUAGAAGGCACAACUAAACGUUAUUCAAAGAGAGACGCUUCAACAUUCUUGCGGAACAGUGAAACAGGAAUUGUUGAUCAGGUUAUGCUCACUUUAAAUAGUGAAGGCUAUAAAUUUUGUAAAAUUCGUGUACGUUCAGUUCGUAUUCCCCAAAUUGGUGACAAGUUUGCGUCUCGCCAUGGUCAGAAAGGUACUUGCGGUAUACAGUACAGGCAAGAAGACAUGCCUUUUACUUGCGAGGGACUAACUCCUGACAUCAUUAUUAAUCCUCACGCCAUUCCGUCGCGUAUGACGAUUGGUCACUUGAUUGAAUGUAUCCAAGGGAAAGUUUCCUCUAAUAAAGGUGAAAUUGGUGAUGCCACACCGUUCAAUGAUGCUGUAAAUGUGCAAAAAAUAUCUUCAUUGUUACAAGAAUAUGGUUACCAUUUAAGAGGAAAUGAGGUAAUGUAUAAUGGUCAUACAGGUAGAAAGAUCAAUGCGCAAGUAUUUUUAGGCCCUACUUAUUACCAACGUCUGAAACACAUGGUCGACGAUAAAAUCCAUUCAAGAGCAAGAGGUCCCGUUCAGAUUUUAGUUCGACAGCCUAUGGAAGGUAGGGCGAGAGAUGGUGGUCUACGGUUUGGAGAAAUGGAACGAGACUGUCAAAUCGCGCACGGUGCAGCACAAUUUCUCCGUGAACGUCUCUUUGAAGUCUCAGAUCCCUAUCGUAUUCAUGUGUGUAAUUUCUGUGGUCUCAUCGCUAUUGCUAAUUUAAGAAACAACACUUUCGAAUGCAAAGGCUGCAAGAAUAAAACUCAGAUUUCACAAGUGAGACUGCCUUAUGCUGCGAAAUUAUUAUUCCAGGAACUAAUGUCUAUGAAUAUUGCACCACGGCUAAUGGUUAUCAGCUAAAUCAAUGAGCCAUUACUUUAAAACAUACUAUUGUUUUAAAAUAUAAAUGUUAACUAUAAAGAUCUUAAAAUAUAAAAUAUGUACUUUUGACAGGAUUACAUCUACAUACAUACUCAGAUGUUUUCAUUAAAUUAAGUUUUUCUGAAAGUUUUUUGUAAUUCGAUUAUAAAGGUUUAAUAAAAUUCAUCAAUUAAA
Messenger RNA from Leptidea sinapis, 3872 nucleotides. It is a transcript of the gene RpII140, whose product is annotated as DNA-directed RNA polymerase II subunit RPB2. Gene Ontology annotation, molecular function: DNA-directed RNA polymerase activity; ribonucleoside binding; DNA binding. The record is from RefSeq and is a predicted model, not a curated record. The transcript has a single exon. Gene Ontology annotation, biological process: DNA-templated transcription. The coding region runs from base 147 to 3677 and encodes 1176 amino acids. NCBI's taxonomy places the organism in Eukaryota, Metazoa, Arthropoda, Insecta, Lepidoptera, Pieridae. Gene Ontology annotation, cellular component: RNA polymerase II, core complex.